GGAGCUGAGCCCUCCCAGGGGAGCCAGAGAGAGCGUCCUUAGUUUCAGAUCCCAGCAACCGGUGGCAGCAGGUUAGCAUUUAAGAUGGCGGGCACGGCACGUCAUGACCGAGAGAUGGCGAUCCAGUCCAAGAGGAAGCUCACCACGGCCACCGAUCCCAUUGAAAGACUCCGACUGCAGUGCCUGGCCAGGGGCUCCGCAGGCAUCAAAGGUCUUGGCAGAGUGUUUCGAAUUAUGGAUGACAAUAACAACCGGACCCUUGAUUUCAAAGAAUUUUUGAAAGGACUAAAUGAUUAUGCUGUGGUCAUGGAAAAGGAAGAGGCAGAAGAGCUCUUCCGGAGGUUUGAUAAAGAUGGAAAUGGAACAAUAGACUUCAAUGAAUUUCUUCUCACAUUAAGACCUCCGAUGUCUAGAGCCAGGAAAGAGGUAAUUAUGCAAGCUUUUAGGAAGUUAGACAAGACCGGAGAUGGAGUUAUAACGAUUGAAGAUCUUCGUGAAGUGUAUAAUGCGAAGCACCAUCCUAAGUACCAAAAUGGAGAAUGGACCGAAGAACAAGUAUUCAGGAAGUUUCUGGAUAACUUUGAUUCACCCUAUGACAAAGAUGGAUUGGUGACCCCCGAGGAGUUUAUGAACUACUAUGCAGGGGUGAGCGCAUCCAUUGACACUGAUGUGUAUUUCAUCAUCAUGAUGAGAACUGCCUGGAAGCUCUAAAUAUUCUUCUUCCUCUUCAUAAGUGGAAUUUAUUUAUGGUUUCUCUGGAGUGUUACACAAAUCCUAACAGCCAUUGAACACGGGUGAUGGAAUUUCUGUUUCACCAAAGUUCCUGUGAGCGCCGUGGGUUUCCUGUUCCCACUCUCACUCCCAACAUGGGGUCAAGUGGCAGAUACCCAAGAUAUGCACAGGGUCAUACCCAUUACGCUGCCCAUGUAACUAUCAUUCAUCUCCAGUUUCAUUCUGCUCUAGGUCCCAUAAUAAAUUUAAGAUAGACCCUGUGACUCAGAGCUCAAGCACCUGAAAUUUGAAGCCAGACCUGAGUAUGUAGCUUGUAAUCCUGUCAUGAAAGACUUGAGUUAUUUUUUUUUUUUUUUUUUUUUUUUUUUUUUUUUUUUACCAACCUUAAAAUUUGGUGCUCAGACACUGGUAUUGAUUCUGGGAACAUCUCGAUCUUCAAUUUGAAAGGUUUGAGUUGCUUGUCUCCUAGAAACACUUAGGCCACAUGCAGAACUGAUGACAAUCAGUGCUCGGAGAGAGCCUUAGAGCAGGAAAGGAACCCAUAAUUGAGAGAAAAUGACAGAUGGCAGAGUAGUUUGCUCUUGCCAUGGUUAUAGGGAGCCCCAAAGCACUUCCACCUUGAUGGGAUAAAGUGCAACAGAAAUGCAGGGCAUUACCAAACGUCAGGCACUGACUUAAUGAGACCCAGAUCAUUCUUCUAGUUUCCAAGGGGGACUGGAAAUUAAAUUCUGUUCCACAGAUUGCAUACUUAGUCAUGCCUCAAAUCUCAUUUAGCAAUAUCAUUCAGCAUUCAUUUAUUUAAGAUUAUUUUUGAAGCUGCACAGUAAAUACCAUAAAUCACCGUUAAUUUAACUUUGCUAAUUGAGUUCAUUUAGAUAGGGUUUGAAUGAAAAUUUACUUUUGUUUCAUCUAUACUAAAGAGAAUGAGCAGGUCAGUAUAUAAAGAUUAUAGGAGCUGUGCCUACCUACGUUCAUGUGUGUUUUAUAGAUAUUUGGAGAGAUCUAUUUGCAUAUGAAUGCCAUUAGUAGGCUAGUCCUAAAAAGUUCCCACAUAUCUCAAAACCGUCCUAGGCCAAUUGUUUGAUGGCAAAGCUUUAUUUAUGCAACUGUACGUAACACAAACUAUUUUCUAGAUAUUGAGGCAUUCCUAUAUGUAAAUCCUAUCCUGACUGUAUUUUAAAUAGAAAUUGAAGCUGAAAAAACAAUGUUUUAUAAGGCACAAUUUCCAUGCCAUUUAUGCUAUAAAUUUUAAAAUAUUUUGUUUAAAAAGUUAUACAUGCUUAUAGUAGUAAGCUACAUAUGCAUUGAAAGUAAGAAUUUGUCAUAAAAGCAAUAGUUAGGAUAUUACUUCAAGGAACCAGAAAUUGAGAAGUUUUUGAGUUGCAAAAUUAGAUAUGGUUUAAAUAUAUAAUACCAACUUUGUCAUUGUUAUUUUAUCAUACCGUGCCUUGCCAUUAACAUGAUUCUGAUUUAAUAGAAUUUCUUCAAUUUAAGGCUGGAAAACAUUAACGACCCUUGUACUAAAAGAGUUCAUCUAGUUUUUAUUUCUGUUUUAAGGUCUUUCUAAAAUCUAUUUCUUCUUAAUUAGCUAACAUGUUACAUAUCAUGCUUCUUUAAAAGUUUACUUCCUAGAUGGUGCUUUUGGAUCAUUUAAAAAUGUUAUGUGUGUGAUAUUUCAGUUUCAGGUUAUGGAAUUUAUUCUUUGAAAAUGAUGAGGCCCUGUUCAAACUGUACUUGCUCAUGUUUUUAAAAGAACAAAAUGUAAUCCCCCCCCCAAAAAAAAACCACAUUAUUUUGACAGCCAAGAAUGAGAGUUUGAAAAUUUUAUGUUAACAUUCAUUUUCUUGCAGGCUUGGACUACUUCUGUCUAGUGGGCCAAGCAAGUUCCCACAAUGCUCAGCCUCUGAGUGGUGCCCCUAGGACUGUGGGCAAUAGAAUUACUCUAUGCAUUGGUAUUGAGGAAUGGGGGUGGUUAAGAGGGAUGAGAGAGAAAUGGAACCUAGGGGCUGAUUCCUGCUCUUUUACUUUCUUGUUUCCCAUUGUAGGAGGCACAGGGCCAACUAUGAAAUGCUAACAUGUAUCCUGACCAAAUUGAGAAAUUGGCCUUCUAGCACUUCUUAUAUGGCUAGUUCCUUGCCCUCUGCUAUUGAACACCAGGCAUCAUGGAUUCCUGGGUGACCAAGGAUCCUGGAAAGUUGCCCCCACUCUCUAGUUCUAUCCUUACUUAUGUGAUCAGUCUAAACUUUCCCUAAAGAGCUUUUUAUCUGUGCAUUUAUGCUGUAAAUUUCUCUAUCCUAAUGUACUAAUAAUAAUCACAGGUGCAAUCAUACAAAGGAUGCUCUAAAGUAGUGCUUUCUCAUAGAAACUUCUGUGAUGAUGGAAAUAUUCUACAUCUGUGCUCUCCAAGAUGUCAGCCACUAGCCACAUAUGGCUACUGAGCAGUUUAAAUGUGGCUAGUUCAACCAAGGAAUUCAAUUUUUCAUUAUGUUUAAUUUUAACUAGUUUAAAUUUAA
Lynx canadensis (Canada lynx) is the source of this 3245-nucleotide messenger RNA. RefSeq names its product calcyphosine like (gene CAPSL). The record is from RefSeq and is a predicted model, not a curated record. Lineage: Eukaryota; Metazoa; Chordata; Mammalia; Carnivora; Felidae. The coding region runs from base 85 to 711 and encodes 208 amino acids. Gene Ontology annotation, molecular function: calcium ion binding. The transcript has 6 exons.